UGCCUCUCCAUUUGAGUGCGGUCUGGCUGAGGCACCGUACCGGCCGCUGUCGUGCCCCAACUUCAAAAUGGAGUCCAAAAUGUGCGGUCCCUUUUUCCUAGUGUUGACCCUUUUGAUCCGUUUCAGUGCGCCGGCCUUCGUGCCUGAAAUCCCGCUUGUGAAGUCCGCGAAUCCAAAUGUGCAAAAGAACUCCAACAUGACCAUCUACCGGCUCCCGAAGAACGUGGAACCUUUGGAGUACACGCUCAAACUGAACACGGACUUGACGGACUUCACGUUUAAAGGCAAUGAGGAGCUCAGGAUCACCGUUAUCGUGCCUACGUCGAACAUAGUGUUGAACAGCAGGGGUCUCGAGAUCUCUAAGGUCACCGUCAAGAACCAGAAGGGUUUCGACAUUUUCUCCAACUUCACUAUGGACCCGGACAAUGAGCAGAUGUCAAUCUACUGUCCGGAGCUGACCAUGAAGAGACAGUACACGGUGAUCAUUGACUUCUCGGGGAAGCUCAGCGAUGACAUGCACGGAUACUACCGGAGUUGGUACACCGUUAAAGACACCAAAAAAUGGCUUGCAAUCACACAAUUCGAGUCCACUUAUGCAAGGAGAGCUUUCCCAUGCUUCGACGAGCCUGGAUUCAAAACUCCGUACACCAUCCACCUUGCCGUUAGCCAGGGUCAAACUGCACUCUCAAAUAUGCCAGAAGAGUCGAGAUCAAAUCCAGAUGCAUCGAUCGGAAACAAGGUAUGGGUGAGGUUCCGGAAGAGCGAGCCGAUGCCGACGUACCUGGUGGCUUUCUCGGUGUCCGAGAUGAAGGUCUACUCGAAGGACAACCAGCGGGUGCGCGUGUGGAGUCGGGAGGACGCCGUUGACGACACCCACUACAUCCAGGAGGUCGGCGAGCGGCUUCUCACGGCCCUCGAGCAGUACCUCAACGUCAAGUACAAGCUCCCCAAGCUCGACAUCGUCGCCGUACCCGACUUCAGCGCCGGGGCCAUGGAGAACUAUGGACUUACAACCUACAGAGAAAAACUGGUGGAACUUGUGGACGGAGUGAGUACUAGGAAAGAACUCGAGUACGCGGCGACUGUCGUCGCGCACGAGUUUUCUCACCAGUGGUUCGGCGACAUGGUCACUCCGGCCUGGUGGGAUUACCUCUGGCUCAACGAGUCCUUUGCGCGCUUUUUUCAGUACUUCAUCGCCGCAAUGGUUGAAAGUAACUGGCGAAUGGGAGACAUUUUUGUAGUCGAACAAGUUCAUACUGCUCUGAUGGCCGACUUCCAUACACACCCGAUCACAGCUUCGGUUCAAUCGCCGGAGGAAAUUAGUGAAAUUUUCGACAGCAUAACUUACAAUAAGGGUGGCGCAGUUCUGAGGAUGUUGGAACACUUCAUAACCCCAGCAGCUUUCCAAGCUACUCUUACAACUUACCUCGACUCUACUUAUACGGAUGGUGGGGUGACGGACGCAGGUACCUUUUUUGACAGCGUGACUGACACGAUGAACACGGUUACAAAUCAAAAUUGGCAAAGUAAAAUAAGCGCUUUCAAAAGCUCUUGGAUCGACCAAUCAGGAUACCCAGUUGUGACUGUGACAAGAGACUAUGACAAGAAAACCGCCACUGUUACGCAGGAGCCAUUCUUCCUUGAGAAACAAGAAACACCCAGCGACAAGAAAUGGCUAAUUCCGUUGACUUACACGACCUCUAAUGAGAAGAACUUCACUCUGGAGGAGGCUAAUAGGAAGAUGGUACUUUUCAACCCAACUGAGAAGACGGCAAAUAUCGAUGUCCAGUCUGCCAGAUGGCUGGUCGUUAAUGUCCAAGAGAUCGGAUUCUACAGAGUGAACUACGACGAACACAACUGGAAAGAAUUGAUCACCGCUCUACAGACGAAUCCAUCUGACAUUCACGUGUUGAACAGAGCUCAGUUGAUCGACGAUGCCUUCAACCUGGCCAGAGCGGGUAUCAUUCAAUAUUCGGUCCCAAUGACUUUGUCCAAAUAUCUAGCCAAAGAGUCUGAUCCGGUGCCUUUCCUCGCUGCAUUCCCUAACUUCCGCUACCUGCUCACACGAUUCAACGGGCAGCUGGCCGAUGCUUUUAAGAAACACUUUGCGAGUUUGGUGAAGAGCAAAUACGAAAGCUUGGCCGCAAAAUCAAACAAGGACCACGUGGAAAAGACAGGUUUAAUCACAAUGUCACAAUGGGCUUGCUACUUAAACGUCGAUUCAUGCGUAAACAAAGCUAAGGAGGAAAUGAGUAAAUUGAUCCAGAAUCCUGAUUACAAGAUUGAACCAGAAAUCAAGGAAUCGGUGCUAUGCACGAGUCUACGAUUAGGAGGCGAAACUGAGUGGAACGCAGUUUGGAACCACUACUUGAAAACUAAUGUAGCUACCGAAAAAGUUCUCACGCUUACUUCACUGCCUUGCUCCACUUACUCUAAAGCACUGGAAACCUUGGUCAAUGAAAUGAUAACCGGCCAGAAUAUACGAACGCAAGAUUAUGUUUACACUGUGAGGAGCAUAGCCAGCCAAGAGCAUCAUAUACUCUCCGCACUAACGAUGCUCCGAACGAAUUACGCCAAUAUAAUUUCUGGUGUGAAGAAGGAUGAACUGCUCAAAAUGUUCGUCAAGCAGUUGCAGAAUUCAAUCUGGAACCCAACUCAGCUAGCAGAGUUGAGAAAACUGGCCCUCGAUGAGAACACAGAGCACAGCCAUGCUCACAUGGUAAAUCAUACGAUAGAACACGUUACUAAGAAUUUGGAAUGGACUGAGAAGAACUUAGCAUCACUGCAGAAGUGGUUCAAAGACGAAGAGGACAACCCAACGCCCGACAAUGACUCAACAACUAAAAACCCAGAUGAACCUACAAAGGCCCCUCCUUCGUCAGCAACACAACCUUUGGCCACGCUUAUCGGAUGCAGUUUGGCCUUUUUUGUUCUUUACCGUAGGCUCGAAUCUUUUCCACUGUAAAUACGCUGUACCUAAAAUUUUAAUUAGAACCUAAAAAUUUUGUGAUUAGACUUACUCUUGCGCCUAAGUUACCUUGCUGACACAGUCCAACAUAAUUUGCUUUCUCCAACACCAAUUUUUUUUUCGUACGAUGAGCAAAGCAGAUAAAAGAGUAUGUCCGUGUAAAGAAAAGGGUGAUAAAACCUGUGCAUAAUAAAUUGCAAUAGUUGGUGAUUAUUUUUUCUUUCAAAUAAGGAGCUUUAAAAUAAAAACCAAUAUAUGAAACACCACUGAAAAAUGAACAUACUGACUGCUGACUGCUGGAGUCGAAAAAUACGAAACCCCAUUGGAUCAUUCAUUAAUCUCUGUUUAAAUUUUUAUUUUUUAAACAAAAAGAAACUAAUAUUCCAUUUCAAGAACCGCUUUUCUCCUUUGAAACUUGAACAACGUUAGGGCAGACAGCAAUAUUGAAUUCAAUGUUUGAUGUUGCUGAGUGAGAAUAAAAGAAACUUUGUUGUGAUAUGAUCAGAACUUAUGAUACCGUCCGUUUUUUCGUAACUCAAUUAAAUUAGUCGCAUAUUUUAAGCGUAACAAUUGGCAAAACAGUAUUAUAAGAAGUAAGGGUAAACCGUGCCAUACAUCAUAAAAUUAGGUACUUAUUACACAAGUCCUGCCACCUUCCCUUAAAAAAUUGACCAGAUACGAUUAUGAAAUUUACUUACUUCCUUACAUACUUACCUAAUCAUUCAGCAGAAAAACAACUAUGUAAAUUACUCUUCCUUUGGUGGAAAUAAAAUACUAAUAGUCUGCUUCAGAAGCACUGUAUUUAAACUAAAAUAUUGUCGUUUGUAAUAUAUACAAAGAUCCUGUAAUAUUGAUUUUCCUAGACAUAUUUUUUUACUUGUUAAUUAAUUAAUAAAUAAAUGUUCUCCUUUCCAAGA
Bemisia tabaci is the source of this 3885-nucleotide messenger RNA. RefSeq names its product aminopeptidase N. Lineage: Eukaryota; Metazoa; Arthropoda; Insecta; Hemiptera; Aleyrodidae. The record is from RefSeq and is a predicted model, not a curated record. Gene Ontology annotation, cellular component: membrane; cytoplasm. Gene Ontology annotation, biological process: proteolysis; peptide catabolic process. Gene Ontology annotation, molecular function: metalloaminopeptidase activity; peptide binding; zinc ion binding.